This is a messenger RNA of Lactuca sativa (garden lettuce), 1153 nucleotides long. RefSeq names its product RNA-binding (RRM/RBD/RNP motifs) family protein. Lineage: Eukaryota; Viridiplantae; Streptophyta; Magnoliopsida; Asterales; Asteraceae. The record is from RefSeq and is a predicted model, not a curated record. Gene Ontology annotation, molecular function: RNA binding.
ACUUCGACGCUGAACAAAAAGCUCUCCGAACAGUGUCUCCGUCGCUCUUUCGACGACGCACGCUGCCGGCUGCUCGGCUCCUCUCAUUGGCGAUUCCACAGUGGAAUCUCCACAAUUUCCUCUUCUUCUACUAUUCUCAAUUUUGUAGGACAUAAUGUGAUGCAUUAUAUUUGAUCCGUGACAUAAUGUGAUGCAUUAUAUUUGAUCCGUUUGAUAUUCGGUCCCCUAAAAAAGACGCCGACUGAGAAAUUGCCCAUAUUUGCCCUUUUCCUGCUUCUUAGCCUUUGACGCGAUUUCUUCCUUCUCCUUGGAUCUUUUUCGCCUCCGUCCAGCGCCGCUUUGUCUGAGCUCCGGCCUCCUUCCAGCGAUCAAUUUAAUGGAACCAUCAUCGGAGGAAGAAUACGAGACAUUUAUAGAAAAGGUGGAAAGAACAAUUUACCUUGACAACAUCUCAAAUCAGGUGACUGAAGCUGUUUUAAAAACUGCACUUGAUCAGUUUGCAACUGUCAAAAAUGUUCAGUUUAUCCCCACAUACUUCAACUCAUGCACCAUUUAUGCUGCUUUAGUGGAAAUGGAAACAGCAAAACAAGCUCAAGAAAUCGUGAAAGAAAUAAGUGACUCACCAUUUAUGAUAUCUGGUAUGCCAAGACCUGUGAGAGCACAAAAAGCUAAAAUUGAAAUGUUUGAUGAUCGCCCUAAAAUGCGUCGCGAAAAGAUUGUAUGUUAUUGGAUGGAUCCAAGUCAUCCCAACUUUGAUGUUGCCAAAAAGUUAAAGAAUUUGACCAAAAAGCAUGCUGUUGAGGCCUCCUUUCUCAUGGAGAAACAAAUGGAAGAAGAAGAGAAGUUGCAUAAUCAACAGGAAGUGAGUUUGAAAGCAAAUUUUAAGAAGUAUGAGUUGAUCGAUAGUGCACAAGGUGAUGGGACAUUUAGGCGAUUGGGAGCUCGUUAUGGUUCAAGCUAUAAUGAUUUUUGAUUUUUAGAUUAAAAUAUAAUGGUGGAGUAGCUUUUAUCGUUUUUUUUUUGUCUUCUAAGAAAUUAUUCUAAAUGCACAUGUUAUACUUUAGGCUAUCUAUGUGAAUGUAUAAAUGUUCAAAUGAUGCUUUAAGCACUACUAUUAUGUUAGGCUAUUGGAUCUGGUGGUUAAAAAUGUUUA